AAAAAAAUAAAAAAUAAAAAAGGAAAAUCAAACAGUAAGCAUAAAGAAUCAAUAAUAGAGAAAAAAAAAAGGUUAGUUAUUGGAAAAACCUGCACAUUCAGCUCAAUCAUCCGCCGUCUUCCAAAUGGGUCGUCUUCUCCUCUCCGCCGCUUUUCUCUCUCUACUGCUCAGCUUCUCUCUAUUCUCAGAGGUGGGAUCGACGACGUUCAAGAUCGUUAACAAGUGCCGCCACACAAUUUGGCCGGGGAUUCUCACCGGCGCCAACCGCCCGCCGCUCAACCCGACGGGAUUCACCCUCCGGAGCGGCGGAUCGCGGACUCUCCGUGUCCCCAGGGCGUGGUCGGGCCGGGUCUGGGCCCGAACACACUGCUCCGCCGCUUCCGGCGAGAGGUUCUCCUGCGCCACCGCCGACUGCGCCUCCGGCCGAGUGGAGUGCGGCGGCGCGGGGGCCAUCCCCCCUGCCACGCUGGCGGAGUUCACACUCAACGGCGACGCCGGGCUCGACUUCUACGACGUCAGCCUCGUGGACGGGUACAACCUCCCGAUGCUGAUCGUCGCCAGGGGCGGCGGUGGCAGAGGCGGCGCGUGCAGCCCGACGGGGUGCCUGGUGGAUCUGAACGGCGCGUGCCCGAGGGAGCUGAGCGUGGCGCGUGGCAACGGCAGCAGGGAGAGCGUCGCGUGCAGGAGCGCGUGCGAGGCCCAAAAAUUGCUUUCCGCGCGUAAAGACUCGGCAGAAUUGCCUCUGGUGAACAAAAGCAUGAUGUACAUUGGGAGGCACCACGCUAGAUUAUCAUCCCCAGCUGCAUUUGGAGCCACAUUCACAUUUGUAAACAAAUGCGACCACACCGUAUGGCCCGGCAUACUCGCCAACGCCGGCAGCCCUUCACUCGACACCACCGGAUUCGAGCUCCCUCAAGACUCCACCCGGUCCUUCUCCGCCCCGGCCGGCUGGUCCGGCCGAUUCUGGGGCCGAACCGGAUGCGCAUUCUCCGGCUCGAGCCAGGGCGCCGCCUGCCUGACCGGCGACUGCGGAUCGGGAAGGGAGGAGUGCGGCGGGCUCGGGGCGGCCCCGCCCGCCACGCUGGCGGAGGUCACGCUCGGCGCCGGCGGCGGCCUGGACUUCUACGACGUGAGCCUCGUCGACGGGUACAACCUGCCGAUGGUAAUCGAGACCACCGGGGGGACGGGCACGUGCGCGUCGACCGGGUGCGUGACAGAUCUGAACCGGGCCUGCCCGGCGGAGCUCCGUUUUAUUUCAUACUUUACAGAGGAAAUGCACUGA
Striga asiatica is the source of this 1282-nucleotide messenger RNA. NCBI's taxonomy places the organism in Eukaryota, Viridiplantae, Streptophyta, Magnoliopsida, Lamiales, Orobanchaceae. The record is from the annotation of a GenBank genome assembly.